AUGCGUUUCUCACAAAUUGCCGCCGCCUCCGUGGUGGCGCCGCUUGCUGCUGCUCACGGAGCAGGCAUGGAGGGCAUGCCCAAGAUUUUUGGCAUGCCAAAGCAACUGAGGGCCAGCAAUCCUUUUGCCGGGUUCCAGGCUCGCCAUGCUGCUCAGCCUGCCCGUGCCGUCGGACCCCGUCAGGAAGCUAGCCGCUGUGGUCCUCAGAAUGGCAAUCAGGUUUGCGCCGACAACGAGUGCUGUUCGUCAGCUGGAUACUGUGGGACUACCAAGGAGCAUUGCCAGGCGCCCGACUGUCUCUUCAACUUUGGACCCGCAUGCGAUGCCAACAAGACUCCAGCGGGCGAAAGCACACGCAACGUCGCUCGCCCUCAGCUCGGAAAGAUUGCCUACGGUGGUGGGGGCAUCUACGUGUGCAACAACCCCGGGACUGUGGCCAUUACAUAUGACGAUGGGCCAUAUAUCUACACCGAGGGCGUCAUGAAGCAGUUCGAGGCAAGGGGAGGCCGUGCGACUUUCUUCAUUACCGGAAACAACAUUGGAAAGGGAUCCAUUGACGAGAACUGGGCUGGUGUCAUCAAGAAGAUGUACGACAACGGGCACCAGGUUGCUUCACACACAUGGAGUCACCAGGAUCUCUCUGCCAUCACCAAGGAGGAGGCGUAUGACCAGAUGGUCAAGAACGAAAUGGCUCUUCGCAAUAUCUUGGGCCGCUUCCCCACAUACAUGCGCCCGCCUUAUUCUUCAUGCGAUGCCGAUUGCCAGGAGGUCAUGGCGGAUCUUGGUUAUGUCGUGUCGUACUUUGACUUGGACACUGAUGACUACAACAACCUUACACCCGAGAAGAUUCAGAUCGCCAAGGAUAACUUCAAGGAGGGCAUUGAUACGCGCAACAGCGGGGACCCAUACGAUGGUGACAGGCUCGCUAUUGGCCAUGACAUCCACCAGCUGACUGCGGAGAACCUUACUGCCUACAUGCUAGACUACGUCUACGAUCAGGGUCUCAAGGCUGUCACCAUGGGCGAGUGUCUCCAGGACCCCAAGGAGAACUGGUACCGCGACUCCACGCCUGCUCCUCCCAGCACGUCAUCAACGCGUACUGCUUCGUCGUCGAUGGCGACUCCGACUCCGACUGGGCCUACCUCGAAAGAUGGAUCCUGCGGUGCUACUGGCUCUAACCAGUCUUGCGUUGGCUUUGUUGGUGGAGAUGGCCUCCUCGGCGAGUGCUGCUCGCAAUACGGCUGGUGCGGACGGACAUCUGAUCACUGCCAGACUGGCUGCCAGGCCGGCUUUGGAAAGUGCGGCGCGCAGCCCAGCGCCUCUCCAUCUGCAUCUGCAUCUGCACUUGCAUCUCCAUCAGCAUCAGCGUCUUCAUCCACACGUGCAACCAUCUCUGGCAGCGUCACGGGCCCUGUGUCUACUCCUACUGGCCCUGCCACGACGGAUGGAUCGUGCGGUGCUGUCAACAAUGGCAUGACGUGCAUGGGCUUUGUUGGCCCGGCUGGGCUCAGCGAGUGCUGCUCUUUGUAUGGAUACUGUGGAAAUACUGAUGCCUACUGCUCUACGGGCUGCCAGGCUGGGUUCGGAAAGUGUGGCAAGCAGGAGAUUGGGUCGAGCAGUGUGGUUAGCAGUGCUUCGUCGGCCGGCGUAGUGUCCAGUGUCAGCAAGGAUGCUGUCUCGCCAUCCUCUCAGGCUCCUACUGCCUCUGUAUCUGCCUCAGCAUCUACUUCUAGCUUGGUCACUGCAUCGGCCUCAGCUUCUGACGUGGUAUCUGUACCGGCUUCCGAGUCGGUUUCCGCAUCCGCUUCAGCCUCUGCCUCAGUUUCUAGCCAGGCAUCUGCAUCUGCAUCUGCGUCUACGUCGAAGGCUAAUGGAGACGACUCGGUCUCGGCUUCGGCAAGUGGGGCUUCUGGGACAGUGUCAUUGACUGUGUCGGCGUCCAAAGACAGCUACCCCAGCGAAUCUGUUUCGGGCGGCUCUUCCGGAUCCGCAUCCAUGACACCGUCUCCCACACGGGCAUCUUCGUCCUUCUCCACGGCCAUCAUGGGUGCCAGCUCCACGUCGCGCACGCCUCUCGCCACACCCACGCCUACCAAGCUGCCCGUGUCUCAGGACGGAAAGUGCGGUGGGCAAAACGGGGGACAGACUUGCGCGGGCUACAAGACAGGGUGGGGAAUGCAGAUAGAAUGCUGUUGCAAGCAGAGCGGACGGUGCUCUAUUGAUCCGUGGGCGUGUACGGCCGGGUGUGACAAGAAGUAUGGAAAGUGCUGGUUUUAGAUGGGGUGGAGGCGGAGGAGGCGGAGGAGUGAAUUGCGCGUCUUGUAGGCUUGGAGCCAAUGGCGUCGCUGAGUCGCUUGUGGCAAGGCGUGAUUUCAAGAGGCGACUGCAAGAGAUAGUAUGGUGUAGCCAUGAGUCGAGCCGUGAUGGUUUCCCUGGGGUAGCUAUAAUACACAAAGGCGCUACUUCUUGGGCGGGCGUACAUGUAUGGGGGACUAGCAGAGUGCCAAGGCGCGGCGCACGGGGCGCCCACACCAAGCCCAGCAAGC
Messenger RNA from Exserohilum turcica Et28A, 2546 nucleotides. RefSeq names its product carbohydrate esterase family 4 protein. Bases 1 to 2277 code for a protein of 758 amino acids. Gene Ontology annotation, molecular function: hydrolase activity, acting on carbon-nitrogen (but not peptide) bonds; chitin binding. The record is from RefSeq and is a predicted model, not a curated record. The transcript has 2 exons. Lineage: Eukaryota; Fungi; Ascomycota; Dothideomycetes; Pleosporales; Pleosporaceae. Gene Ontology annotation, biological process: carbohydrate metabolic process.